Messenger RNA from Mycena citricolor, 1088 nucleotides. NCBI's taxonomy places the organism in Eukaryota, Fungi, Basidiomycota, Agaricomycetes, Agaricales, Mycenaceae. The record is from the annotation of a GenBank genome assembly.
CAUGUACCCAGAUCCGCAACCGCUUUGCUCUUGUCCGCCUCAGUGCAGCGCUCCUUGAGAUCUUUGAUUCGUUGUAGCGCUUCCCUCUCCACCGAUGGAAUCCACCUUUCCACCCGUCCAGCAUGUACGACCCCAAAUCUACCCCUCCGCACGACGAAGCCAAACGCGGGAUGGGUAGAACAAUCCAACGCCGCCUAUCGUCUCUCACCCCUGAGGAUGGCCGCUCGUCGAACCUCGAGAAGGCGAGGCAAUUGCAGGCCAAUGUCACGAGCGAUGCAAGUCAGGAUGUCCGGGACAUGCUCGGUCCCGCAGCCAGCAAUCACAGAAGCCACAUCGAAAAUCGUCGGACGGCCAGCUACAUUUCCACCCUCCAGGACAACCGCCUAACGAAGGAAUUUCAAGCAUCCUUCGAGAAACUUUCCGAUGAAGCCAAGGAAAGCGCUCGCAAGCUGCCGCCACAUCGCUUUCUGUCACGGUUUGCGCUCAACGCGCGACCCGCACCAGCGCGCCAAUGCCAGAACCUCCUUGGCCAGCGAAUUGUGGAUCGCAGCUCAGCUUCUGUGUUUUACCGCGCUACCUCCGCCUCAUCCGUCUCUGCCCUCCCCACCCCAUCACCAUCACCCCUCAGCGUCCAACUCCGCUCCAUCCGGCUCUGCGCAGGACCAGUACGGGGCUGGGAGAUCAGUAGGGCAUCGCCUUACGCCGUCCCACUUCACGGAUCGCAGGUUCGGCGAGACCGGACGCGAGCCGGGGUAUCGUUUCCGACAGUCUCCAUUCAUCAGCUGCGCGCAGCACAUCGCUUCAAUCCCGUCGGAGCACCGAUUCGCGCUCGAGCGGUGGGUACGGCUCCUCCAGCCAACGUCACAACUGGAACGAAUCGCGCUGAAUAGCGCGGCGGUUUGGACGAUGCGAACGAUAAACGAUGCGCGCUCGCCGUUGGAGGAAUCACUCCUCUCUCUCGCUGUACCAUCACUUGUUGUUCUCACCGCUUGAAAUGAAUACACGAUUGGAAUUGAAUACAUGAUUACACGGAAACGUACGGAUCUGAUCCAGAUGUCGAGAAAAUUUGCCAAGCACUGGUCUGUCCU